Molecule: messenger RNA, 714 nt
Organism: Fomitopsis serialis
Lineage: Eukaryota; Fungi; Basidiomycota; Agaricomycetes; Polyporales; Fomitopsidaceae
Exons: 2
Coding region: 1-714 (237 amino acids)
Source: RefSeq, a predicted model, not a curated record
AUGAUGCAGACCGCGGUCUACUCGCGAAUCGGUGACCUGGAGAUCAAGGUCGACUUUCAGGCCCCACCUUCAGUGAAGGAAGGUGUCCUGCCCAGCAUCGUGUUCAUCCAUGGCGGAGGAAUGAUAGCGGGCUGCUGCCAGGCGGCGACAUCAGCGCACCGGAAGGGCAUGGUGUUUCUCUCUGCGGAUCACCGUCUCAUCCAUCCAUCCACUGGCCUCGACAUCAUCGAAGAUAUGCGUACUCUCUUCGCCUUCCUCAGCCACCCGUCUUUCUCGACAAAACACCUGCCAGAUGGCAUAUCCCUCGACCCGGCCCGACUUGCUGUCGUGGAGGCCUCUGGCGGAGGGUACGCCGCGAUGGCUGCAGCAAUCUCAGACGCCCAGCCCAAACCAAAGGCCGUGUUCCUGCUCUACGCCAUGGGCGGCGACUUCCUCGAGCUCUGCGACCAUUGGAUCGCUGAAAAGGGUCCUACAGCCCACAUGGGGCUGCGCCACCUCGUCGACGACGGGGCGGUCGCGCACCUCAUCGAUCGGCCAUUAAUAUUGGACCCAAUCGCGGAAUGCCCGCUAAAGCAGCGCCCCGACGGGACGUUCGGUGGCGGCCAUGUCGGCACCCUCCGGUGGCUGAUCAGAUUCAGAUCGUACCAAACGGCGGAACCGGUACUGAACCAGCUUGGAACUGAUUUGGGUUGGAUUUGGGCGCAUCCAUCUUGA